UCCUCGGUGGCUUGGCAGUGCGCGCGCCCUGUUUCUCCGUGCCUCGCUCUCGCCAUGGCGGACGGCGAGCGCUCACCGUUACUCUCAGAUCUCGGCGAUGGAGCUGCCGGAAGCGGGAUCGGUGGCGUUUCUCCUGGGCCAAGUCCGUUUUCGCAACCGAGCAAACCGCAGAGUUUCCCGCCAUUUCCAAGCCCAUCUCAGCCCUCAGUGCUCUUGGGCGAAGAUCCUCCACCCUACUCACCCCUGACAUCACCCGAGAGUGGCAGUGCCCCUGUGAUCAGCUGCCGCGUGUGUCAGUCUCUAAUCAGUGUUGAGGGAAAGAUUCACCAGCAUGUGGUCAAGUGCGGUGUGUGCAACGAAGCAACACCCAUAAAGAAUGCUCCUGCUGGGAAGAAAUAUGUGCGCUGUCCCUGUAACUGUCUGCUCAUCUGCAAGGUCACGUCUCAGCGCAUCGCCUGUCCACGCCCUUACUGUAAGAGGAUCAUUAACUUGGGACCUGUACACCCAGGGCCAGCCAGUCCAGACCCACAGCCUACUGGGGCCAGAGUGUCAUGUGGCCACUGUAGCAACACCUUCUUGUGGACAGAGUUUACUGACAGGACACUGGCCCGAUGUCCCCAUUGCAGAAAAGUAUCUUCAAUUGGCCAGACAUACCCGAGAAGGCGGAGUCUAUGGUGUUUCCUUCUUUGCCUGCUCUUCAGCAUCUCGGCUGCAGGACUGAUUGCAGGGACGUGGUCUAAGGCACAAGUGUAUGGAGGGAUUUAUGCUGCUUGGGUGGCCAUGUUGCUACUGGUCGUGGUGACUCUGGCCAGAGCGCUCUACUGGACCUGCCUACGGGUCAGCCAACCCCUGCAGAACUUCACAUAAAGAAAGAAAGCGAGAAAGAAAAUUAAUGGAAUGAAACGGAAUGGUAAUAGGGAGAAAAGUAGGGGACAUGAAUGAAUGAAUGAAUGGUAAAUAGUCUAAGAAAAGUGCUGUUAAUACAGUAAGGUAUGAAAACACUAACCUGUGCAAAAGAACGAACAAUGAGAAAGAUGGUGUGCUGAGGAAAAUGGAUGAUGGAAUUGAAGGAUUAGGCUGAAAAUAGCUAUUUGUUUUAAGUAAAUAUUUAUUGAGCUGAACAUUGGAUCCAGUGGUUUUACCGAUGACUGUGCGCGAACCUACUGAUACCACACUGACACCAAAUUCCAGUUUUCCUGAAUAUUUUAAUUUUGCACGUAACACAUAAUCAUAGGAAAGACUCUGAGGCUGUGUCAUGAAUGGUGCUAGGAAACUAGCAGGUUGUUUGGCACAGUUGAGACUCUAGCUGACGGACACACACCCUCACACACUUCUAGUCCAUGGACUGUGGUUGACAGCAUAACUGGAAAAUUUGCCUCAACAAAAGAGCAAUGAGCAAGAGUGUCGAUUAGAAUUUAGUCUUGACUGAUUAGUUGUGCGUUGCUUUGCAGUCGUAUUAGAAUAAGUGCAUUUGUGAAUGCUGUUAAUAUCGGUGCAUCUGCAGUCCAAAGCAUCAAGACGUCUGAGAGAAAGAUUGAAAGAGAGAGAGAGACAGACAGUGACAGACCGCUGUCUGUCCUCCACAACGGGGCCCUGCUCCAACACCGCCCAUCCAUAUCCAUCUCCUCUCUCAGGCUAUAUGACCUCAUAAAUGCUUACUUGCUCCUAAUCUGUGAUUAUACAUAGGCAAAACAAAUUAUAUGGCAAAAUGAAAUUAGCUAGCAGUAAUCCAAAACAUAAAAAUCAUUAUAUUAAAAAAAUUUUGGGACUCAAUAAAUUCUUUAAAUCAGUAAUUGCAAAUUCAGAGCAAAAGUCCUGCGAUGCUUUUUAAUUUGUAUUCACAUGCUUACCAGACAUGGUACAAAAAUUCAGUCAUUAAUUUUUUUUUUUCUUUGUUGCACUUUUACUUCAGAUCUAUGUAAAUCAAUUAACUGCAUAGUAUAUUCAGUGAGCAUGACUGUCAUACUGCUAAUAAAUUACAUAUAAGAAUUGCACACAUGCACAUACAGAACUUUGUCACCAACAUACUAAAUCCCAUAAGGGGGAGCUAUAGUAACAGUGAUUUAGUUUUGUUUGUAUUUUUUCCACAUGGUACAAACCUCUACGUGCAGGGGGGAAAAACUUAUUUUAUGAUUCUGACAUAUCUAUACACCUGGAUGAAUAGUCGCACAUUCCCAGAUAAUUCUUUUCCGAAGAGAGAAUUUUGUAUUUUUUUUUUUUUUUUACCUUCAGGGUGAAUAUUUGUUAUUAUUUUGACAAUAACUACACCAUUGCACUAAAAGGAUCCAACAGUUUCUUGAAAACUCCUUUUUUUUAAAUUAGUGAAUUAGAUCCAUGUACUAAUCAUGUGAAGAAUUAUUGUAAUCUAAUUAACUCUCUCUGCCUGACUGGGACUACUGAGCUGAAAGGUCUGUCUCUUAUGAUCUGAAGGAUGAUGUAGAAGUCACCAUUACAUGAGUAAUGUCAUAAACUUGAAUAUGCUACAGCUGUGGUCUUAUGAAAUGUGCUAAUCACAUGUUUGUUUGUUUUUUUGUUUUUUUUUUGUAUUUAACUUCUGUGUGUUAAAGCUCAGUUUAGGACUUUUAGGUGCCUCUUAUUUAUUUCAAUGUAAAGAUCAUGUGCAGAAUGUUUUGCUGUUCAGUAAUAUCCCCUUGGCUCAAUGCACCAUGAGUGCCUAAAUAUGGAUAAUUUUAAAAUAUUUUGUGGAUGUAGGCCAAAUUUUCCCUCUCUAUAUUUUCACUCUCAAGUUUACCAAGUAAAAGAACAUGUUUAAAUUGUUCUUUAUGUACAGUUUUGUAAGGGGAAAACUGGGACUGACCUGAUUUUAAAGAUUCAGGCAGAUACUAAAUCCUUUGUUGCCUGGUAUAUGUAUGAAGCCCAAAAGUACAUAGCUGUGGAUUUGCUCUAAUUGGUGCAUAGAUGUCUCCUGUGAAAACAUGGUAACCAAAGUUAGCAUUCAGUCUCUUCAACAAAUGAUUGUUGAAUACUUAAUUAAGGGCAUGUAUGAAAAAAAUAUUAAUGGUGUCCCGGACAGAGAAAGUGUUGCAAGACUUGGUUCUGGGUUUAUGCUGCUAAAAUGCAUAUUACUUUGUGAUUAGUUGUGAUUUUUUUUUUUUUUUUACAAUGAUUAAAAAAUAUAUAAUGUUAACAUUGUCUUGUUUUGAUAUUAAUAAUGUCACUAAACUUUUAUUUGGCUUCAUGCCUCAUGGCUGAUCAUAUGAAAUGUCUCAAAGUUUUAUCCCUCAAUCUGGGUAAAGAGGCACCUUGUGUCCUAAACUGAAUGCUUUAAGGUUAUAAGUACUGAUACUGUUUUUAUUUAUGCCAGGAGCAUUGAGACCAGAAUGAGGCUUUUCUCUGAGUUUAGUUGCAAAUGAUAAGUUUGUUACAAGGCAUGAAGACAAUUAAUGAAAACAAUAUAUAAAAAUAAGAAAACAGUAAUUUUGGUCACUGUGCU
This is a messenger RNA of Clarias gariepinus (North African catfish), 3454 nucleotides long. RefSeq names its product phosphatidylinositol-4,5-bisphosphate 4-phosphatase 1a (gene pip4p1a). The transcript is spliced from 7 exons. Bases 55 to 867 code for a protein of 270 amino acids. Gene Ontology annotation, molecular function: phosphatidylinositol-4,5-bisphosphate 4-phosphatase activity. The record is from RefSeq and is a predicted model, not a curated record. NCBI's taxonomy places the organism in Eukaryota, Metazoa, Chordata, Actinopteri, Siluriformes, Clariidae. Gene Ontology annotation, biological process: phosphatidylinositol dephosphorylation. Gene Ontology annotation, cellular component: plasma membrane; late endosome membrane; phagocytic vesicle membrane.